Molecule: messenger RNA, 225 nt
Organism: Oppiella nova
Lineage: Eukaryota; Metazoa; Arthropoda; Arachnida; Sarcoptiformes; Oppiidae
Source: the annotation of a GenBank genome assembly
AGCUCUGGAGGGGAAGUAUGGCUUACAGUGUCUUCUUUGGCCGAAUUCAAUAAAAAACUGAACCAAACAUUUGAGAGACAAUUAGAGCUGAAUUGGAGACGAGUUCCCGUUGGGGACGACAUAUGGAUCGGACUGUUUGGUGAGAAACCCAAUGAAGAAACACUGCUAAAAAUGGGCAAAAACUACUCAAUCGAAUCGUUGGCUAUUAAGGGAGAGGCGUCUGGA